AUGGCCACCAAGAAGGUCGCAGACCACACCCUCUACCACGUCAGCCCAAAGGGCUUCUGGAAGAAGCUCCAUGAGACUGUCGCGUUGAACCCGAGCAUCUCGAGCGGUCUCCCGCUGCCAACCGCUCACCGCAACCCUCAACCUGGAUCUCGCCCGGAGAAAUAUUCGACGCCUGCUACCAAGGCGUCUGACCCGGCACAGAACCCGUACUGGAAACGCGACGUUCGCCGUGCAUACCCCCAGCUUUCCGUCGUCACACAGUCGAAUUUGUCCACGCUUCUCAUCCAGCACUCAGGCGCUGAUGCGGUCGCCGCACCAGGAGCGGACAAGGCGUCUGUACCAGCGACGUCCGAGGGGCCCUCUGAGCUGGCUCAGGCCAUCCAGCAAUUGGGAAGCAACGGCAAGAAGGUGUUCACCGAGAGCAAGCUUCCUCCAUUGCCGCCCAACGCCUUCAAGCGCUGGGUACCCGAGCGUGCGGAGGAUGCGCCGCAUGAGAAGUACGCGUACUUCCCGAUGCUUCUCGUCAAGUAG
Peniophora sp. CBMAI 1063 is the source of this 531-nucleotide messenger RNA. NCBI's taxonomy places the organism in Eukaryota, Fungi, Basidiomycota, Agaricomycetes, Russulales, Peniophoraceae. The record is from the annotation of a GenBank genome assembly.